AAUUACUAGACAUCCUCGUUCUCUGUGCAGUUCCAACAAUCCUAGUGAUGGCGUGUGCAAGCCAUGUCAUGAUUUUCCUUGUGUUCUCAAAUUUAGCCAUAGCCAUGGCCACCCUUCCUCCUCCCUUGUAUGACCCUAACCUAGGGAAGUGUAAGAAUAGUUGUGAGGAAGAGCUCAAUCUAUCUUUGUACCUACACCAAGUUGUGACAGGACCAGCCCACAACCAAGAAGUAAUUCUCAGCCCUGGCUUUCCUAACAUGUUUGGUAUGAUAGCCGUCGUUGACUGGACCAUAUACGCCGUCCCUGAUUCCACUUCAAGUAUCAUUGCUCGGGCAAAGGGAAUGACUAUCCAGGCUACCCAAAGCGAGGUCAAUGGUGUUGCCUGGUUUCUUCCUUUCAGCAUGGUCUUUCAGGAUUCCAGGUUUGGCGGUUCUACGCUGCAAGUGAUGGGAGCAAUUACUGGUGCAGUAGAUGGUGAGUGGGCUAUUGUGGGUGGGACUGGCAAAUUGUCCACGGCACGUGGUACUAUUAAGUUCAUAGCAGUCCAGGCACAGAGCACCCCAACCUUUGAGGUCUACAGAAGGAUUGAUAUCCAUGCAUUCUACACACCCGCACCGGCCGUUUAAGAUAUGAAGAAUACACAUGCAGCACUCCGACUGGAAAGGCGAGCCAGCAAUCUCGCAUAAAUAAAAUAUGUGUUUUCCAUUAUGACUAGUAGUACUACCUCGUUGUAAUAUGUGGUCAAGUCGUCUUUACUUUCAAAAAAUGCAGGAGUUUGUGGCAUAUCAUUGAAAAUCUUAGACAUAAAUCCACAAGGCCUUUGUCCUUUUUUGUAAAAUUGGACUGUAUGAUUUAAUUUGGAAUAUUACAAUCUUAAUAUAUUAUGUGAAAA
Triticum aestivum (bread wheat) is the source of this 892-nucleotide messenger RNA. RefSeq lists its product as uncharacterized. The coding region runs from base 48 to 626 and encodes 192 amino acids. The transcript has 3 exons. The record is from RefSeq and is a predicted model, not a curated record. NCBI's taxonomy places the organism in Eukaryota, Viridiplantae, Streptophyta, Magnoliopsida, Poales, Poaceae.